This is a messenger RNA of Oryzias latipes (Japanese medaka), 7019 nucleotides long. It is a transcript of the gene erbin, whose product is annotated as erbb2 interacting protein. The record is from RefSeq and is a predicted model, not a curated record. Lineage: Eukaryota; Metazoa; Chordata; Actinopteri; Beloniformes; Adrianichthyidae. Gene Ontology annotation, cellular component: adherens junction; postsynaptic membrane; postsynaptic density. Gene Ontology annotation, molecular function: protein kinase binding. Gene Ontology annotation, biological process: neurotransmitter receptor transport, endosome to postsynaptic membrane; cell-cell adhesion; establishment or maintenance of epithelial cell apical/basal polarity.
UGUGUGGUAACACGCGCCCUGCUCAUUUGAAAGGCAAACACCGCCGGGCUCGCGCGCGGGGGCAGAUAGCAGCGGAUCUGUCGGCGGGAGAUAGUGAAAGCAUCACCGAGGGGCUCCCGGUGAGAGGCUGGGAAGGAAAGCGACUUUCUGGCGGACAGCCCCCUUUCACCGCAGAGGUCGGGGACAAAUCCACCGCUGCACUCCAGCCUCAGUGUCGCUCCGCUCAUCUAUGCUCUGCUGCGGGUUUUCUUUACGGUGAUACGCGAUGAAAUAAUGAGGAAAAACAUCUGGGCGCGGCUCUCUGGAGACAACGAAGAAGAGAAAGGCUUUGCCGUGGCGGAGGUCGUACGCUUUUUGCCUUCUGUAUUUCCUUGCUGAUGAUUGUCGUGGACAUUUUGGAAUUUCUUUAAUGUUCCGUUUGAUUACCUCGCACAAAUAAUUACGGCCACUUUCACUUAUGUUUUGGCAUGAAUUUCCUUAACCUGGAGUUUCUUUUAGACACGAAUAGUUCUGAGUGUGAAAACAUUUGUAAACGUUGAAGAACUUGAGGGUAAAAUGUGCGCACUGGGCCAGCUUCGAGUUGCUCUUUAAGUGGGGAGCGUUAGCCAAUUCUUGCUAGCAUUAGCCGAAGUCCAUUCGACUCCCCCGAAGAAUUAAGGUGACGCCAGCUCGUGCUCGGCUGUUUUCCCGUUUUCUUGGAUAACCACGCAUUUUCUACAAUCUGGACACAAUUGAAUAAAAUUCGGCGUCAAUUAAGAUAAAGUUUGUUGGAUCUACCAUCCACUGGAAUCCUGGCACUUAAGUCAUAAAUGACAAGUGCCUGAGGAUGUCCAAGCGGAGUUUUUUUGUUCGGCUGGUGCCGUGCCGCUGCCUGCGCGGUGAGGAGGAGGUGGUUACAUCGCUGGACUACUCCCAUUGCAGCCUGGAGACUGUUCCUAAGGAGAUUUUCAGCUUUGAGAAGACCCUGCAGGAACUGUACCUCGAUGCCAAUCAGAUCGAGGAACUCCCUAAACAACUGUUCAACUGUCAGUUACUCAACCGACUGAGCGUGCCAGAUAAUGACCUUGCAGUGUUGCCGGCAGCCAUCGCAAACCUCAUCAAUCUCAGGGAGCUUGAUGUCAGCAAAAACGGUAUCCAAGAGUUUCCAGAUAGCAUCAAGAACUGCAAAGGCCUUACAAUUGUUGAGGCUAGUGUGAACCGCAUGCCAAAGCUCCCAGAAGGCUUCACGCUGCUCCUGAACCUGACACAGCUCUACCUGAACGACGGCUACCUGGAGUUCCUACCAGCCAGCUUCGGCAGGUUGGCCAAGCUGCAGAUCCUGGAGCUGAGGGAAAACCAGUUACAGAAUCUGCCAAAGAGCAUGCAGAAGCUCACGCAGCUGGAGAGGCUGGACCUGGGGAGUAAUGAGUUCACUGAAGUGCCUGAGGUGUUGGAGCACCUGUCUGGAAUCAAGGAACUGUGGAUGGACGGGAACAAGCUGACGGUUUUACCUGCGAUGGUGGGGAAGCUAAAAAAUCUGGAAUAUCUGGACAUGUCAAAGAACAACCUGGAAAUGGUGGACGAGCAAAUCAGCGGCUGUGAGAACCUGCAGGACCUCCUCCUCUCCAAUAACGCCCUCACACAGCUCCCCGCCUCCAUCGGCUCACUGAAGAAACUGACGGCGCUGAAAGUGGAUGAAAACCAGCUGAUGUUUUUGCCAGACUCCGUUGGAGGGCUGACCGCUAUCGAUGAGCUGGACUGCAGUUUUAAUGAAAUCGAAGCCUUGCCCUCCUCCAUCGGCCAGUGGGUUGCCAUCCGAACCUUUGCAGCCGAUCACAAUUUCCUGACUGAGCUUCCCCCUGAGAUGGGCAACUGGAAGAACUUAACCGUGCUGUUCCUACACUCCAACAAGUUGGAGUCUUUGCCUGAGGAGAUGGGCGACAUGCAGAAACUCAAAGUCAUCAAUCUGAGCAACAACAAGUUGAAGAAUCUUCCGUACAGCUUCACCAAACUCAGCGAGAUGACUGCAAUGUGGCUCUCUGAAAACCAGUCCAAACCCCUCAUCCCUCUGCAGAAAGACGAGGACCCGAAGACCCACAAAGUAACCCUCACCAACUACAUGUUCCCGCAGCAGACCAGGACGGAUGAGUACGUCCCCAACUCUGAUUCCGAGAGCUUCAAUCCGGCGCUCUGGGAGGAGCAGCGAAAGCAGCGAGCUCAGGUGGCCUUCGAGUGCGACGAAGACAAGGAUGAGAGAGAAGCCCCCCCGAGGGAGGGAAACCUGAAACGAUAUCCGACGCCAUACCCAGACGAGCUGAAGAACAUGGUAAAGACAGCACAGUCGGUGGCUCACAGGCUGAGUGAGUCCAGUGACGACUCGGGGAAGGCACCAGCCGAGCGGAACCACAUCGGAGUGCAGGAUGUCGGCGUGAAGGUCAUUGAGGCCCCCUGUCCCAAUGGCGUAGCAUCAGACACCGAACCCCCGGUUUCGACCAGCACCGAAGCGCAGAAUCCUUCUGCAGAGGACUCAAAAGACAUUUCUGAAUCUGUUAGUUCACAGAAAGCUCAGAUGAAGUCUUCAGAGGCCUCCACGAUGAACCACGAGGACACUCUGGAGUAUCCCGAGGAGCUAACGGAUGAAGAGGUGGACAUGAGAAUCGCAGAGAUGAGGCCGCCUCUCAUUGAGAUUUCCAUCAACCAGCCUAAAGUGGUGACUUUAAGUAAAGACAAAAAAGAUGAUGGGAAAGAUGCCGACUCCUUGCUGGAUGACACUGUUGCCAACAGCAACCAGAACAACAGCAACUGUUCAUCCCCGUCCCGUAUGUCCGACUCCGUCUCUCUGACCACGGACAGCAGUCAGGACAACUCUCUGUGCACGCCUGAGAGGGAGGCCAGGAUGCCAUUCCUGCCUAGAAGCCGGGAAGAAGAUGAGAACAUGAACCCGCCCAGGGACACCACCCCUCUCCUCCACAAUGGCAACGGCUCGGAGACGUCCCUCCCCUCCCUCCUGAGGACCCAGCCGCCGCUGCCGGACUACGAUCUGUGCAUGGAGAACAGGCUGGCGUACAGCAAGUGGGACCAGAUCAACAUGAACGUGACCAAGCUGCCGAGCUACGACGCGUACCAUCUGGAAGGGCCGGACAAGGCCAAGAACGGCCCGAUACCCCAGGGGGACCUGAACGGCCAGCAGUACGCGGAUCACAUCCAGAAUGGGAAUCAGAACGGAAGUGAGGGCGUGGGGGGGCAGAGGGCGGAGACCUCCUCAGUACAUGCCGCCACCUCGGCCGCGGGCAGCGAGCUGUCUCUGUCCCGCAGCACGGAGGAGCUGUCUCCAGAGAAAAGGUCCUACCUGCCGCAGGUGAUGAAGUCGCACAGCAUCAGCAACAUAGAAGCAGGAGGCAUGAAGCUGUACUCCUUGGAUGGAGAUGAAGAUGGAGCUGUGAUGGGCAGAAUGGUGGGGGUGGGCCCAGGAGCGGGGGCUCAGGCCCAGAGCAUCGUGAGGAGCAAAUCAGCCAGCCAGCUACUCAACGACCAGCCUCUCCACGUCUACAACAGCUCCUCCACGUCCUCCUCAGACCUGCUGUCCUCCUCCAUGCCUCCUGCCACCAGCGGCAGGUAUCCCGCUUCCUCCAGCGUCGGAGCUCCGCCCCCUCAGUACAACAUCCAGUACACAAGCAGUGCCAUGCCAAAGGAGAACAUGUGGGCUCAGAGGUCACCGGCUCCUCCGGAGCAACAGGGCUACUUCUCCCAUCCACCACACUCGCUCGCCAACACCAACUUCUCAAACCGAAACCAGGCGCCCCAGUACCCCCUGCAGCUGCAGCAGCAGAAGGGGCCCCCAAUGGCCCCCAAAGGCGACUGGACCAAGGAAAGACUUUAUCCUGCUGGCGGCCAGGUGAGGAGCAGCACUCUGCAGAGGCAAAGCAGCGGCGCCUCCGCCGCCUCCAUCGGCGAGAUGAGGCGCAUGCAGCCGGCCGAGGGGGAGUACAUGACGUACAGGGACAUUCACGCGCCCCCCAGAGGCCCCCUGGCCAUGGCGGCACAGAGGCCCUUCUCAGCCCGCACCUACAGCAUCGACGGUCAUGGAGCGUCCAGGCCCGUCAGCGCCAGGCCACUCCCACACGAGCUCUCAGAGCGGACCAUGUCUGUGAGCGAUUUCAACUACCAGCAAAUCAGCCCCAGCAAGCGGCCCAACGCCAGGGUCAAGUCCGAGCACUCGCUGCUGGACGGGCCGGGCCCGGGAAGAGUCCCCGCAGACUGGAGAGACCAGGUGAUGCGGCACAUCGAGGCCAAGAAGAUCGAAAAGAAUGCUCUGUCUCGCUCCUAUCAUUUCAAUAACUUCCCACUGAGCUGGUCUCAGGACGGAAACUAUAGGGACAUGCAUGCCAGCCAAGGCUCCCUGGUGUUUAGUGGCAGGGAUGGACAGCCCUACCUGAGCUUCUGUGAUGAUGGUUUUCCUCUCCAGGGUGGGCAAAGCUACACCAUGGACCCACACAGAAAAGUGCCUUUGAUGAACGGCCAGAUGGGCCCGUCGGUUCGAGCUCCAACCUCCAUGGGCCGCCACCCGUCCAGAGAGCAGCUCAUCGACUACCUGAUGCUGAAAGUCUCUCAACCCCAGGCGCCUCCCCGUUACCCCCACGACACGCGGCAGCAGGAGAUCCGUGUGAAAGUGGAGAAGAAUCCAGAGCUGGGUUUCAGUAUUUCAGGUGGAGUAGGAGGCCGGGGAAACCCCUUUCGUCCUGAUGAUAAUGGCAUUUUUGUGACAAGGGUUCAACCUGAGGGCCCAGCUUCAAAAGUCCUUCAGCCUGGAGACAAAAUCCUUCAGGCUAACGGAUACAGCUUUGUGAAUAUCGAUCACGGGAUCGCCGUUUCCCUCCUGAAAACAUUUCCAACCACUGUGGAUUUAUUGAUCGUACGGGAAGUGCAAGCAUAGACUUGAGCGGAUCGUGGGUGGAUGGGGGCGGGGGGUCGACAUUCGCAUUUUUUGUACACACAAAAGACUCGUCCGGCACCUUUUGGGACUAUUCAAAGUGGAGACGCGCAGACGUCUCUGUGGAACCGAUCUAACGGGAGAAACCACUGCGUGAAGUGGAUCUAAGCGCGAACGCAGCAAACACCUGCGAGCACGAGUCCUCAGAAGGCCGUCACUGUGGUGUAUAUAAAUAUAUAUACAUAUAUAUUUUUUAUACAAAGAAGCUGAAGAUAUGACAUGCUCUGAUGCAAAGACUCAACUGUGGUCUCUGUACAGAUCAUACUUUUUAUCCAAAACCACAUUUUUAUUUUUAUUUUUGACAUCAGAUGGAUUUGAUGCUGACCACUAGGGGGCAGAGCUCCCUUGAUUCUCCUCCAGUUUGCCUUUUUUUUUUUCUUCAGUUUUGAGGAGUGGAAACAAGUUUCUGGUUUGUCCGGCAGCCUCUUCUGGAGGACUGUGUCACGUCAUCGGUGUGGAGGAGACGAAUGUAGAUCAUGGAGGCGUUUUGGUUCUGUGGAAAUCCUGCGGCGCGCCUGAGCCUCGCUUCAGCUCCAAGAACACACCUGGACGUCAAACCCGUCCGAUGUAGCAGAGGGUUGGGGAAGCUUUUACCAUCCCUCCCAGCAAAACAAGUUUUUUCCACACACAAAAAAAAAAGAAAUUGGUAAAGCUGUGAAAGUGAAGGUAAGAGGUUGAUUGGUUAGGAAAGACAUCUGAGGGAUAUAUUUUCCGUAAGUGACUGGCAGUUUUUCUUUUUUUUUGCAUGGGAAGAGACCACAGGUUGCCUUUUUUAAUUUUUCGUCUCGAAAAAGUGUGAUCACGCCUCACUUCUUGAGCAGCUUUUUUGUUUUCCUGUCGCCGCACAGAACCGUUGGGAGACGCAAAGUGCCAUAGACCUCGAACUGUUCUAACCGGGGAGGACGCUUGACCCCCUACGACCCGAGCAAUACUCGCAUUUCCACAGUACGUCAGCAGCAGAGAGCAAUACUUAAAAAAAACCUUUAUUUUAAUUCACACAUGAUUUUUAAACAAACCCUGAUAAUUUUACAUGAAUUUAUACUGUGAAAUUACUCCUUUUUUUUGGUAACGAAAUGGCACAUGAUCAUGUAAAGUAGUGCUUUAAAGGUAAAUCUAAACAUGUCGACACGUUCACCGAUUGUUGUCGAGUGCCGGAUGUGUUGUGUAACUUUGGGAUGAAAUGCAAACGCUGAGCUGCUUUUGGAUUGGCUGAGACAAACCAGCAGGAUCGGCUUCGACUGGCCGGGCUUUGAUUGGGUGGGGCUCGUUUCCGAUCCUCUUGUUUUUUUUCGUAGCUAGUUCAAAAUCCAGCAGCGCAUCUUGCUCCCGUUGUUCAAUAUAAACGGAGCAGACUUAAUCCAAAGCAGAUUAUGUCUUCUGCUUUUUUUUAAGCCACUGUCAAAUCGAACUAAAAACACUGUGGAGAUUCUUUUUAACAUUUUGUUUUUAGAGUUGUGGAAAGGGAGCUGGUUUAAAUGAAGUGUGGCGAAUGACAAAUAUCCAGAGCAAAUGACAGGAUGUGCAUUUUUACACUGAAGAAACGUUAUUUUUCAUGUCAUGUUCCGAUUAGUUUUAACUUUUUAAGACUAGGGAGAUUCAUUUCUGGGUUUACAGUCACUUUAUAUUCAUGACAGUUAAAAAACAAACAAAAAACUGUCUGAUUAUUUUAGACAAUUACGGGAGAUAAAAUAUUCUGUUAAAUGUUCCACAUUGGUUUGCUUCUUAAGCCCCCACUUUGUAUUUAUUUAGCAGACGUAUGUGGGUAUUAGACCUUACUAAUCAAAUUGUAAAUACUCUUUUUUUUUUUUUUUUUUUUAAUGAAAAAAAUGAAGUGUCAAAUAUGGCAUUAGUGACUUGCGAUUGUAAAAGCAGCAAUAAAUUGCAAAGCAGGGGCGCCAAAUUCAAUGUAAAGCUAGAGUUUUUAAGGUUUCUGCGGAAACGGUCACAAUGAAAUGAUUGGUUCAAGUUUACCCAACAUUCCAGAUUUUGUACAGAAGUAUCCGUUUCAAAAAUAACCUGUGGGAAAUAAACUAAUUCUGUUUAACAGUGA